Messenger RNA from Rosa chinensis, 641 nucleotides. RefSeq names its product polcalcin Phl p 7-like. Lineage: Eukaryota; Viridiplantae; Streptophyta; Magnoliopsida; Rosales; Rosaceae. The record is from RefSeq and is a predicted model, not a curated record. The coding region runs from base 138 to 398 and encodes 86 amino acids. Gene Ontology annotation, molecular function: calcium ion binding. The transcript has a single exon.
CCUAAGCAAUAAUACCGGGUCCAAGGACAAACAUGCAUCCUGUUAAUUCGUUACAUAAAUUCUGUCUUUGGUUUCAUGCCAAUAUUGAAGACAGAAACUGGAAAGAAACUUGUUAGUGCAAUCACAAUACAAAAACAAUGGCGGAUGAUGCCGAUGCUAAGGCUGGAUGUGAGCGUAUAUUUAAACGCUUUGAUUACAAUGGUGAUGCCAAAGUCUCACUGACCGAGUUCGCGGAUGCACUUCAAGCACUCGGCACUUCUUCGCCGGAGGAAGUGCGUCAACGAAUGGACGAGAUCGAUAUGGAUCAUGAUGGGUUCAUUUCACUGGAGGAGCUCUUCGCCUUCCAACGUGCCAACCCUGAUUUAAUGAAGGAAGUCGUCAAGAAACUUUCACCGUAAAACGAUUUGUAUCAUAUUUAUGCAUCAUGUCUCUCAAAAAAAUUAUACCUUAUCGAUCGCUUGUGUAAAUGUGUAAUAUAUAUAAUGUGUUACAAACAUGUGUUAUAUUUAUAUAAUGUGACGAAUAAUUAAAUCUCGGAUAAACUUCUUCUUUUGUACUAAUUUAGUGGUUCAUGGAUCAUUCAUAAGCUUCCCUGCCUUUAUAUAUAUAAAACUACUAGCUUUUCUGGGUUCAUUAAUGUA